UAAUUCACAAUAAAUUGAAAUGAACAGGAAAAUAUUUCCUAAUAGCUAACUAUUAUUGCUUAUUCAGUGCUCCCAUCUGAGGAGGACAGAAAGCAUGCUGGUAGUGGGAGACAUUCUUACCAGUCUGAAGCUGUAUCUUUGUAAUCACAAGGAUUGAAAGAGAUGUGGAAUGGAAUGGCUUGCUCACAAAGUGAUUCAAUGUUACUAGUGCUGUUUCUGUAUACCAUCAAAAAUCCUGUCUCUUAACAAGCAGAAAGAAAAUUCAUUGACAGCUUUGACUUGAGAUGUUUUCCCCAUUCUAAAAGCAAUUUCAUAGUCUGUGUGUAUCAGGAUUUUAGCCAAUCAAAAAGAGCUGAAUGCUAACAUGUAUACACAAUGGUGAUUGCUCCUGUACCUCAUUUGCCAUUGUUAUGUGACAUCCAACAGUAGCAUUUGACAAAACUGCUUUCUGAGUUUGUCACUGUCUUCUAACCCGGUUUGUCUGUCUUUUCUGUUGUGUAACUUGUACCUGUAUUUGCUCUGGGGACAAAGAACAAUCACACUAAAUUUUAAAAAUCCAGUGAUUUUUACCAUCCACAGAAUACUGUAAUCCCAUCUAAUUUUUCGAAUGAGCUCAGAAGCUAUUCAUCAAUGCAGAAAAGUCUUUAAAAUAUUGAUCUCUGAUAAAGUCGAUGAUACCUGCUCUCUUUUGAGCUAGUCAAAUUAAUUAACUUGGUUAUGUUUUCAGGCUAAAGAGGAAAUGAUGGACAAUAGAAGCUACUCUAAUCUGCCAGAAAAACUGCCUGUUUUCUCUGAUUCUGCCCACUUGCCACUGCCCAGAUCCUUCUAUCUGGACCCCAUGGUCACUUUCCACCUGUACCCUGAGGCCCCGGCGCCAUCCCCUUACUCCGAAGACCUGCAAUUGCUGCCUUUUUCCAGUGAUGCCUUAAUCAUGGAAAAUUAUGGUGAACCAUGUCCCUUCUCUUUCCCAAUGCCUCAUCCAAAUUAUAGAAGGUGUGAAUAUUCCUACGGGCCAGCCUUUAUCAGGAAAAGGAAUGAGCGGGAAAGACAGCGAGUGAAAUGUGUCAAUGAAGGCUAUGCCCAGCUCCGACAUCAUCUGCCAGAGGAGUACUUGGAGAAGCGGCUCAGUAAAGUGGAAACCCUCAGAGCUGCAAUCAAGUAUAUUAAUUACCUGCAUUCUCUUCUGUAUCCUGAUGAGACUGAGACUGAGAAUAACCCUGGGAAAGGUUCCUCCAUGAUGCCUACCACCAACCGCCACACUGAUCCCACCUUUAGAAUCAUUUGAU
Messenger RNA from Manis pentadactyla (Chinese pangolin), 1286 nucleotides. RefSeq names its product achaete-scute family bHLH transcription factor 3 (gene ASCL3). Gene Ontology annotation, biological process: developmental process; regulation of transcription by RNA polymerase II. Bases 740 to 1285 code for a protein of 181 amino acids. The transcript has a single exon. The record is from RefSeq and is a predicted model, not a curated record. NCBI's taxonomy places the organism in Eukaryota, Metazoa, Chordata, Mammalia, Pholidota, Manidae. Gene Ontology annotation, molecular function: RNA polymerase II transcription regulatory region sequence-specific DNA binding; DNA-binding transcription factor activity, RNA polymerase II-specific; protein dimerization activity.